CGGCUGUUACCGGGCUUCAGGAGGUAGGCCGGUCCCGUCGGCUCCGGCUCCGGCUCAGGCCAGAGCGGGAGAGGCGACCAGCGAGGGGCCGAGUGCCCGUAUCCCCCCCCUUUCUUGGCCUCCUGCCUUGGGGAGUUGGUCUGUGGGGUGGCGCUGGGGUUUGAGCCCCCCCCCCCCCCCCUCCUCCAGUGCCCGGCGCGGGCGGGUGGGCCGCUCUUCCCUCCUGGUUUCAGUCUCUCCGCUCGGCCCGGGGCCUGGUGACCGGCGGGGCAGCCGGACACCCUCCCUUCCCCAGGCAGAGGCCUGAGCUGUCAGCUUCGGGGUCGGUGUGUCCUGUCAGGUAUGUUCACGAGCCCCAUGGCAGCCAUGGAUAAAAAAGAAUGGAUUGAAGAAAAUGGAGAACCAUUAGCUAAUGCACCAAAAAUCUGGGUAAUGAAGAAACCAUAUCGAUAUUCAAAGGAAAAAUUACUAGAAAUCAAAGACUACCCGUAUGCCAAGCAGAGACCUGCAUGCCUUCUGGAAAAAUAUGACAGUGAAGGUAUCUGGGACCCUGAGAAAUGGCAUGCAUCUUUGUAUCCCAGCUCGGGCCGGAGUUCACCAUUGGAUGGAACAAAGAAAGAUUUAACUUCCGAUACGGACAGGACAGUUCUCAAGCGAAGAAUGGCAGAUCCACGUGAGCGAAUCAAAGAAGAAGAUAUUGAUGUUGUGCUCAGUCCACAGCGCCGGAGUUUUGGCGGAGGCUGUCAUGUGAUUAGCACUUCAAACUCCCGGAGAUCUGGAAGCCCACUGGAAAAUAAAGAAAAUGAGAAUUCUCGUGGAUUGGGGGCCCAGCGGAGAAUUGGCAGUGGACGGAUAAUUGCAUCAAGAACCUUUGAUCGAGAUGGUAGAGAUAAAGACUUGCGUGACCGAGAUGUGCGCGAGGGGCGAGAUUACAAGGAGAAACGCUUUCGGAGGGAGUAUGGUGAUGGCAAACGUAUUUUUGGUGAACGAAGGCGAUGUGAUUCAUACACCGAAGAGGAGCCAGAAUGGUUCUCUGCUGGUCCCACUAGUCAGUCAGAAACCAUUGAACUGACUGGCUUUGAUGAUAAAGUACUAUUGGAGGAUCCAAGACGGCCAAAGCGAUGGAGGAAACGAUCAGAUACUCUUAAAGAAGGCACAGAAUGCAAUGGUGAUGGUCAAGAGACAGAUACAACCUCCACAGUUCCUGCAACAGAAGCUGACCAAGAAGUUCCUCAGGAAGCAGUUCUACCAGAGCAAACACCAGGGGAUUUUGACUUCAAUGAAUUUUUUAAUAUGGAAAAGAGUGUACCUGGACUGGCUUUGAUGCUAGAAGAAGUGCUGGGUGAAGGAUCAGUAUCAUCCAGCCGUUUCAGCCAGUGGUUCUCAAGUAACUUGAGUCGACCAGGUAGCCGAUCCAGUAGUUUACGAUCCACCCCACAUGAAGAACUUGAAAGACUUGCUGGUCUGGAUCAGAGGAUCCCAACACCUGUUUCACAACUUGGUAACUACUUUGCUCCUAUUCAAUCAAGAGAAGAUAACAAGGAUAUUAAUAAAAAGGUUGAUAUUCUAGAGAUUCUACGAAAAGCAAAUGUGGAUGUGAAACCACUGCUGUCCAAUCUCUCUGCCAAUAAGGAGAAGCUGAAGGAGAGUUCACAGACUGGAGUGGUCUUGUCUGUGGAAGAAGUGGAGGCAGGUCUGAAGGGUCUCAAAGUGGAACCAGAAAGGAAACUUGCCACUCCAUUUAUGGUUGAACAUCUGGAACAGACUUUGACCUCCUCUUCAGGUUCCAAGCCAGCUCAAAGAGAUAUGGACAUGACUGCUUUCAAUAAAUUAGUUAACACUAUGAAGGCAAGUGGAACUCUGCCUUCACAACCAAAACCUCCUGAGAUUCUACCACCCCAUGUAAUGGGGCCUCCAUCACCAGAUAUUUUAGGUGACCUGCUUGGCAACCAGAAUCAUUCAACAUCAGCUUCACUAAAUCAGCGAGGCCAUUCCUCUCCAAUACCGACAUUCCAGCAACCAUCCCCAUCAGAAUUCUUCAGGGUCAAGUCACCAGUUGGUUAUGCUCCAAAUGCUCCCCACCUCCGUGAUCACUUCCAAGGAUUACCUUUGCCCAAAAAUAUUUCACCUAUUCCAGCUCCACAGGCUGUUAGUCCAUCCCAACUGGAUAUGCGACAAGGUGCCAUGGAAGGCCUUCCCUUUGCACAAGAUUUGCACAUGCCAGGUGGAGAUGUUUACCAACCUGGAUAUGGGAAGAUGCAUCAUGAUCACAGGGAUGGCUAUAGGGUCAGGCAGCAACGAAUUAGUAGAUCACCUGGGCCAGCCAGUCAACACCGACUCAAUGCAGCAUCGCCAUCGCAAGUUUCCUCAUUUACAAACAUGCUUUCUCCAUCGUUCACCCCUACCUCAGUAAUUCGGAAGAUGUUUGAAAGCAAAGACAAGAGCAAAGAUGGAAAAGAGAAUCGUCCUGUGAAAGACUGUACAGAGGAUGGGCACCUUCUGAUAGAAGAUCAUCUGUCUCCUGGCUCUCCAUUGGAAAACACGGACAGAGGGACAUCCCCAAUUGGAGGAACAAGAUCGACUUAUCACAGAUCAGCUUGUACAACUCCCCAAUUAAACCAGAUGCGUUUUACCAAAGACCAAGACUACAGGCCUAGAUCCACAGGAAGGAAAACUCCUCCUACCAGAGCUUCUCCAGUUCCUGGAUCCCCUUUCCCGCGACCUAUUUGUCCUGUGCCCAUUAUGUCACAUGUUCCACUUGUGCGCCAGUCUCCUCCUCACUUACCACCAAGUGUAGUUCAGAGGAUGCUGGCACAAGGAGUGUCACCACAACAGUUACAUCCAGCACUUCUACAUACAGCAGGUAUGUUUCCAUCAGGCGUGGAUCUGUCACAUUUGCAAAGCCUCCCUCCAACCCUGCUUGGGCAGACAUUCUACCCUCUUCCAACAAGUGGUCUUCCUCUUCUAAAUCCUCGUGCUACACUCUCCACGACACAAAUUCAGGCUUCUGCAACACCUUUACAGCACCUGGCCAUGAUCCGACAAGUGCUGCAAUCUCCCAGUGCAGGUGGCCAAGGCCCUGGAGCCCACCUGCAUCUGAACCAACAGACUUCCACCCUGAGACCCCUGCAUCAUAGAAGUGGAUCUCCAGUUAAUCUUUCCAAGUGGUUUGGCAAUGAUGUACUUCAGCAACCAUUACCAUCUAUGCCAAGCAAAGUGAUAAGUGUAGAUGAACUUGAGCUCCAUCAGUAGUAUGCCAUGUAACACAUUUGGUGCAACAGUUUUAUGAAGGUACCUGCAGGUGUCCAAGUAUGAGGGUGUCCUUGAAGUUUUUUGUUUUGUUGCCCCAGUGGUCGACUUAGUCCCUGUUUUGACUUUGUAACCGACCAUAGGAACAUGACUACUUAAACACUGCCACCUGGGGUUAUAACUCAACUGUGCCAGUGAAACAUGGCAGCAAGUUCUGUGGGGCAAUUGCCUGCAUUACAGCUUUUUUAAGAGAACCCAGUGAGCACUUCACUUUCCAGUGAAAAUGCAACCAAAAAGGGGUUUUGGGAGAUUUUACAAACCAUAUAAGCCACCAUAAAAAUUGUAUAGACCCUUGUGUACAGAAACUUGUGUAAAAUAACACUGCUUACAUCUGUACAUAAGCAUCUGCAGUGGCUGACUUUGUAUAUAAAUGCUGCUGGAAGGACAAAUGCAAUGACACUUGUGUUCCAGUUUUGAAAUAUAUUUUGUAAGUUUUUUUCUUUUUGCAGCAUGAAAGAUUGUGUGGGAAUUUUAAUUUCCAAUGCACUACGUGGUUCCUAAAGUCUGUUGGUAGUGACCAGUAGGUAGGAACUAAGCAGGUGUCACUGUACCUGGGAGUGUUUGUGUAUAUACUAAUUCCUUUUAAUACUGGAAGCAGGAAAAGGCAAAGAGACUUUAUGUAUUUUGUUUUUUUUGGUGUGAGAAACUAGGUGAGACCAGAGAUUAAACCUAAAUCUGGGCUGGGAACUUCUUUGUUUCAGUGUGAAGCUUUCCCAACUCUACCCACUUGAUCCUAAUGUCCACAAAAGGGACUGUGUUGGGUCGUUUCAGUUACCACCUUUUUUCUUUGAGGGCCCUGGAAUCUGACAGUUGCUUGCCAGUAGAGGGUGCUAGACCCCACAGCACCAGUAUGGACACUGUUGCCUCUUUUGUGCUCAUUUACUGAAAUACCUUUAUUUUGUGUGCCUUUGUUCUGUGGCUGAUAUGCUUUCAUUUUUGUCCCAUGGUAUCCCCUUGCCCUUCCUAUCCAAUUUGAUGUAGAACCCCUUCAUCACACUGAAGAACAUUGCUUUGUACUCUUCAGAAAGAAGACCUGUGACUUUUCUGGAAUUUACUGUUUUAGGGAAGGGAAAGCACAAAUUGAUUUACAAAUGAAGAAAAUAAAAUUUCACCUCUC
This is a messenger RNA of Hemiscyllium ocellatum (epaulette shark), 4426 nucleotides long. RefSeq names its product eukaryotic translation initiation factor 4E nuclear import factor 1 (gene eif4enif1). Gene Ontology annotation, molecular function: mRNA binding. The coding region runs from base 343 to 3252 and encodes 969 amino acids. Gene Ontology annotation, cellular component: nucleus; cytoplasm. The record is from RefSeq and is a predicted model, not a curated record. The transcript has 18 exons. Gene Ontology annotation, biological process: negative regulation of translation. Lineage: Eukaryota; Metazoa; Chordata; Chondrichthyes; Orectolobiformes; Hemiscylliidae.